GCGCAGGGCGCAGAAGGCAGCGCGGCUGCAGAGGGGUGCCGUGGCCCACACCCCAGGAGGAUGUGACCCACAGGGCCAGUGCCACCGGGGCAGCGAUCGCGCCUCCCAUGGGGCGGCCCAGGUGGACGUGGCCCCUAAAGAUGUUGAUGCCCUUCUGAGAAGCAGGACCCUGGCACAGGACACGGGUCUGGGUCCCCAACCCCACUCCCAUCAACAGCAGGCGCCCCGGUCCUCAACUCCAGAUGAGACGCCUACCACUGAGAAUAUGAAAGUGUCACUCGGAGUUGUCCAUCUCAUGGUGCUACUGAUGUCUUCGGAGGCUGAUAAAUGUGUUGAGCGUGAAGAACACAUCACUUUAACUUUACUGGCCAACGAAAUUGCUGUUAGCACCUGCAACCUUCACGAGAGCGAAAACAUAGGUCCUGUGAUUUGGUAUGAAAACGAUGGCAAGACGCCUGUAUCUACGGAUCCUAACUGCAGGGUCAGUCAGCAGAAAGGAAAGCUGUGGCUUGUCCCUGCUAAGGUAGAGGACUCGGGACAUUAUUACUGCACCGUGAGAAAUUCGACUUUCUGUGUCCAACGUAAAAUAACUGCACGUUUUGUGGAGACCGAGCCUGACUUGUGUUACAACAGACAAGCCACAGUUAUACAGAAGCUGCACAUUGCGGGAGACGGAAGGCUGGUGUGCCCCUACUUAGAUUCUUUCAAAGAUGAAAAUAAUGAGUACCCCAAAGUGGAGUGGUAUAAGGACUGCAAACCGUUACUUCUCGACGACGAGGCGCCGUUCGUGGGCUUCCAGAACACGCUGCUGGUGAAGAACGUGGCCCCGGAGCACCGCGGGAACUACACCUGCCUCGCGGCCUACACGCACCUGGGCAGGGAGUAUCGGAUCUCGCGCGUGAUAGAGUUCCUGCCGCUCGAGGAAAUCAAGCCCAACAAGCCUGUGAUUCUGGCCCCCAAGAAUGAGACCGUGGAGGUGAAGCUGGGAUCCAAGACAGAGUUGAUCUGCAAUGCCACGGGCUACUAUAUCGACUCUGUCUACUGGAUGUGGAACGGGUCCACGAUUGCUGAGGAUGACCCAGUCCUGGUGGAAGACUACUAUUACAGUUUUGAAAAUCCUUCCGCCGCAUACAGAGACACAAUCAUCGCGAUGCUCAACAUUUCAGACGUCAGAAGUCCGUUUUACCUGCAUCCGUUCACCUGUGUGGCCCUGAAUGAUCGCGGUGUCGAGGUAGCACAUGUCCAGUUUGUACAGCCAGUCCCUGAUUUCCAGAAGUACUUGAUUGGAGUAUUUGUCACGUUGACAUUUGUAAUUAUAUGCUCAGUUUUCAUCUAUAAAAUCUUCAAGGUUGACAUCGUGCUCUGGUAUAGAGAUUCCUGCUAUGAUUUUCUCCCCCAAAGAGCUUCCAGUGGAAAGAUCUAUGAUGCUUAUGUACUAUAUCCGAAGACCCUCACGGAAGGGUCCACCUCGAGCUCAGAUAUUUUUGUGUUUAAAAUCUUGCCUGAGGUCCUGGAAAAACAGUUCGGAUAUAAGCUGUUCAUUUAUGGAAGGGAUGACUAUGUUGGGGAAGAUAAAAUUGAGGUCAUGAAUGAAAGCAUCAGGCAAAGCAGGAGGCUGAUCAUCAUUUUAGUGAGAGACAUAGCGGGCUUCAGCUGGCUGGGCCACUCGUCAGAAGAGCAAAUUGUGAUGUACAAUGCCCUCAUUAAGGAAGGAAUUAAGGUGGUGCUGGUUGAGCUGGACAAAAUCCAAGACUAUGAGAAAAUGCCAGAGUCCAUUAAAUUUAUUAAGCAGAAACAUGGGGUCAUCCGCUGGUCAGGGGACUUGAGAGCAGGACCACAGUCUGCAAAGACCAGGUUCUGGAAGAACAUCAGGUACCAUAUGCCCGCCCUGCCACUGUCCCCUGUGUCCUCACAGCAGUUGCUGGCCAAGGCCAGCAGACAGGACUCCACGGACACACUGCAGAGCAAAGUUCGCUUGCCGCUCGGGUAGCUGGAGUGGCCAGCGGAGGUUCUUUGGGUACCUCUUGUCUCAUGGUGCUGCAGAAAGGCUGUGCCCUGCUGGCUUCUGUGGUCCUGCAAUGGCCCGUCCAGUCGGCCCACACUACCACCUGCGGUCAGAUCCGUGAGGGUGCAGGACUUGGUGACAGCAGCAGCCCGGCGUGAUUCGGAGCAGCGGCGUGGGCCUUGCUAGUGGGUAACCAGUGCCCUCCCUGAUGCCCGAGCUGCUGAAGAGAGGGGCCUGGAAGCAAAGGUGUGCAGGGCCUGGCUGCCCUCUGUGGGAGGACUUGUGAAGCUGUCCCCAGCCACGCUGGGGACCUAGCUGGUCACGGCCCAGAGCUCUGUCCUGGGCUGCGCUGUUGGUGGAGCAAGACCCAGCCAGUGGAGGAGGGCAGCGGGUUCUUGGAGAACUCCCAUGCUUUGCAUUUUCCAUCCAUGACCACAUCCUGCAGGCCGUUUCCAAAGGCCAGAUUGUGCGUACUACGGUGACAGUUGUCAUUUUGGUGAAAAGGGUUCUCUGGAUCCCACGGUGGUGAAGUCACUACGGCUUUCCUCAGAAGAAAGAGGAUCUGAAAGUGGUGGUGGUGGCGUCAGACCACCUCUUCCAGCUGUCCUCCGGGGACCAGCAAGAGCCAGUCCUUCCUUCUCACGCGUUUUACUCUGUUCCUUGUUUCCUUGCAAGGACAGCUCUGUCGGGGUUUACUCCCUCUGCUGUCCCUAGAUGCGGCACCUCUCACCUCCUGGCCCCUGUGGACACACUUGUGAGGUAUGCCCUGCUCAAAGCCAGGGGCAGCUCUCCCGCUGUCAGGGUCACCCACCUGUGUGUCGCCCCGCCCAGCUCUCCCACCCACCCUCACCCACCUGUGAGCCCCAGGUGCUGCCGCACCUGUGCGCUCUUGUGUGUGCUCUGGCUGGCCAGGAGUCACCUUGUGGGUGCUUGUGCCUGCGCUGUGGAUCCCGCAGCCCGCCCUCUGGGGCCCUCUGCCCUUCCUGCUCCUCUGCUAAUGCUGCCCAGCGGCUCCCGCUGCAGCAGGGAGUGGGGACCUCUCUCUGUCCUUUACUUCCUUCCAUGAGCUAUUUGCACACGACAUAGAUUUCUAAAGUGCCUGUUUGUUUAAAAUGUCUUCUGAUAAUUGUAUUUAAUUUUUUUAAAGUAUUCUAAUUUUAUGUAAAAAAAAAAAAAAAGUGACAAACCAACCAAAGAACCUCAGUUCUGGUGGCCCGAGGGCAUGGGCCUUCCUUUCUGGCUUCUCCUUCACUGCUCUGAGUAGUUGACUUCCGGUCAUUAACUGUCCCUUUCCUGCACUUCGGUGCUCAAGUGAGAAGAAAUGGUAGCUUCCUGGUGGCAAUAGAGCCCGGGAAUGUUUUCAUGUAGGAAACAAAUUUGAAAUUUUUCCAUGUUGGAAUUUAUGAAAAUUAUGUUUAGGUUUUACGAAGACCCUUUUCACCUUCUUUCUUUCCCGAAAGGCAGCUAUCUCUUCGCCAAGUAAAAUGAAAAUCAAAUUGGGCUUUGGGGCAUAGAAAUAAAUUAUUUCUUAAAAAAUUGAUGCAAGUGCUGAGAGUAGGUGGAGCCGCCGUGGGGAGGGUGGAGCUCCUGCUCCUGCUCCGCCUACCAGAGGGCUCAGGCUCAGGUCUGGGAAUCGUGUGACCGGCGCAGGCCUUCUGUUUUCAUGCUCUUAGGACUUUAUGAUGUGGGUGAGCACACGUGUACUUGGAAGACACGUCCCCUCCCCCCCCGGUCCCCACAGUCCCCUCCCGGCCUAUCUUACCCUGGUCCUGGCUCACAGUUCCGAAGAAGAGGAGGAUGGCUUUGAGCUGCUGUUGGAACGAAGGCCUGAAGGUCACCUGCGUCCCGCAGAUGCCCCUGGAAGUCCAGUAGGGUUGGCUGUGUCGGGACCUAAUGGCCUACGAGAUGCUCUGAAGGCUUUUGCCCCUGGUCACUAGUGGACCGUCCAGAAUGCACCCUGGCAUGCACAGCGCGGGCCCAAGCCAAUCUUGAAGCUCAGAACUAGUGAUGGAUGGGGAUGCGGGGCCAGCCAGGCGUGAGAGAGCGUGGCGCCUGGCGCUGGGGGGGGGGGGGGGGGGGCCAGCAUCAGGAGGGUGGCCCAGUGCAGGGUCCCGGGCAGAAAGCACGGAGCUGCUCCGUCUCGGGGACCCUGAGGACGAGGCCGCGUCUCCGGCCCUGUGAACUUCCCGAGUUGUUAUCAUCCCCUAACUACAAAGCACAAAUAAAGCUGCCUUUGAAAGCUCUGUCAUGCUUUGCCCAUGAAUUGGAUUUCAUAGCACACUUUCUAAUCGUAGUU
Molecule: messenger RNA, 4301 nt
Organism: Octodon degus (degu)
Lineage: Eukaryota; Metazoa; Chordata; Mammalia; Rodentia; Octodontidae
Gene: Il1r1
Product: interleukin 1 receptor type 1
Exons: 12
Coding region: 266-1990 (574 amino acids)
Biological process (GO): regulation of inflammatory response; signal transduction
Molecular function (GO): interleukin-1, type I, activating receptor activity
Source: RefSeq, a predicted model, not a curated record